AUGACAAUGGAGGCUGAUGAGAACCUGGAGGGUUUCCUGGGCAGGCUGCGCACUCAGGUGAUGCGUUGCGGAUAUACGACAGCGGAAAUCGACCAGCAGCUGCGAGACCGCUGCGUUCUGGGCAGCAGUGGCGAGCUGCAGCGGAGGCUGGUCCGGGAGGCAGCUCUGAAGGGAACCGACCUGACCCUUCAGGACAUCAGGAAGACGGCUCGCGCGCAUCAGGACGUGCUGGAUUUGACGGCUCAGCUGGGGGGAGUGCCAGCGCCGGCAGCGAUGGCCGCGGACACAGUUCAGGCGCUGCGGCUGUCGCAGCGACCGGAGACCGGCCGGCCGGCUGGGCACCCAGGCGCCUGUUUCCGGUGCGGGUCGACCGGACAUUGGCAGCGCGACUGUCCUGCGGCCGGAGCCGUGCCGCGUGCACGCGACAAGCACCGUGCGCGCGACAGCCACCGUCCAGCUGGCCAAGCGCGGCGGGUGCGGCUGGUGGCUGCGGAGGAGGAGCAGACGGACGGCGACGGCGACGCGUGGCUGGUGAACACAGUCGAAGCCAGCGCCGCGGAGCCGGAAAUGAAGACGGUGAUGCUGGCCAUGGUCGUGGACACGGGGAGCCCGGUGUCGCUGGUGAGCGCGGAGACAGCGCGGCAGCUGGGACUUCUGCAGCUGCUGGACCCAUGUGACCUGCGCCUGACCUCGUUCACAGGUCAGGUCAUUCCCUUGAGAGGGGAGGUGCUGGUCAGCGUCUCGGCGUCGGACAGAUCCGCGACCCGUCUGCGGCUGGUGGUGACCGGUUUUGGACCCCACCGCCCGCUGAUGGGACGCGAGUGGCUGCAGGCGCUUGAUCUAAUGACGUCACCGGCUCGGGUAUGCCGCGUGCAGCCGGCGCGGACGCUCGAAGGCGUGCUGGAGAGGCACUCGGCGGUCUUCAACGAGGAGCUGGGACGCAUCCCGAUCAAGGUGGGACUGCGGCUGAAGUCGGACGCCAAGCCGGUGUACCGACGGGCACGUCCGGUGCCGUUCGCCCUGCAGGAGGCGGUGGACCGCGAACUGGACCGGUGGGAGGAGCAGGGGGUGGCAGAGAAGGUGCCACCAGGGAGCGGCUGGGGGACACCGCUGGUGGUCAUCCCGACGCAGAAUGGCGUCCGCAUCUGCGCAGACUACAGGCUGACUGUCAACCCUCAGCUGGAGCAGACCAAGUACCCGAUGCGGACGGCCGAUGAGCUGUUCUCCGGCGUCCGGGGGAAACGGUUUGCAAAGCUGGACUGCAGGAGCGCCUAUCUGCAGGUGGAAUUGGACGAGAACAGCAAGAAUGCGACCACGGUGACGACACACAGAGGCGAUUACAGGAUGAACAGACUGCCGUAUGGCAUCUCUGUCUGUGGGGCACUGUACCAGUCCGUGAUGGAUCAGAUCACGGCGGGACUGCCCGGCACUGUCAGCUACAUGGACGAUGUGCUGGUGUGGGCUGACACGGAGGAGGAGCUGCUGGAACGGCUGGACGCGACCCUGACUAGGAUGGAGGAGAACGGCAUCCGCCUGAGGCGAGAGAAGUGCAGCUUCAAUGUGCCGGAGGUGACCUACCUCGGGUGGCGUCUGUCGGCGGACGCGCUCCGUCCGCUGGCAGGGAAGACGGAGUCGAUCCUGCAGGCGCCAGACCCGGUGAACCAGCAGGCGCUGAAGUCGCUGAUCGGCACGGUGAGCUACUAUCAGCGGAUCCUGCCGGGACUGGCUACCGUACUGACACCUCUGUAUGCGCUGCUAAAGAAAGGAGUGAAGUGGCAGUGGACGGAGCAGUGCGCGGCGGCAGUGAAGAAGGUGAAGACAAUGCUGUCAUCAGCCCCAGUGCUGGUGCGGUUCGAUCCUGACCGACCGGUGCGGCUGGUGACGGACGCCAGUGAGACGGGACUCGGCGCGGUACUGAUGCAGGUGACGGCUGAUGGACUGGAGAAGCCGGUACAGUACGCGUCUCGUACUCUAACGCAGACUGAGCGGAAGUACGCGCAGGUAGAGAAGGAAGCUGCGGCCGUGUCAUUCGGAAUACGGCGCUUCCACCAGUACCUGAUGGGCAGGCGGUUCACCCUGGUAGUGGACAACCGCACGCUGUCGCGGAUCGUCAGCCCGGACAGGGAUCUGCCCACCCUCGCGGCAGCUCGUAUGCAGCGGUACGCGCUUCAACUGGCGGCGUAUCAGUAUGAAGUGGAGCUGCGGCGCUCCGGAGACAUGAGAGCGGCGGACACGCUGUCCCGUCUGCCGGUGAGCAGUCCGGCGGAGGAGCGGGAGGCGGCGGAGGAAGAGGCUGAGUACGGCGGAGGAGGCGUCAUGUUCGUCGUGCAGGAGCAGGGACCAUGCCUCUCGGCCAGGGCUAUCGCAGCGGCCACGCGCACGGAUCCGGUGCUGGGUCGCGUACUGGCUGCGGUGCGGUCCGGCUGGCCGGGGAUGAUGGACGCCGAGCUGACGCCGUACAAGCAUCGAGCGGACGAGCUGUCGACGGACGCAGACUGCGUGCUCUGGGGCGGCCGUGUGGUGGUGCCGAGGGCUUUGCAAGAUCGUGUGAAGCAGCAGCUACACGAGGGACACAGCGGCUGCACGAAGAUGAAGCAACUUGCUCGUCGGUUUGUCUGGUGGCCGGGGCUGGACGCUGAACUGGAGGCGCUCGCUCGGGGCUGUCCAGCCUGCGAGUCGAAGCGAGCGGCGCCGCCGCACGCGGAGCGGCACCCCUGGGAACCCGCUCAGGGACCCUGGCAGCGGGUGCAUGCCGAUUUUGCCGGACCUCUGAAGGGCACCUGGUUCCUGGUGAUGGUGGAUAGUUUCUCCAAGUGGGCUGAAAUGAUCCCAAUGAAGACGACCACGUCCGAGCGGACCGUAGCGGUGAUGAGGACGGUUUUUGCUCGUCUCGGACUACCGCUGGUGCUGGUAACGGACAAUGGCCCACAGUUCACGAGCCAGGAAUUCGCCCAGUUCGCCAGCUCUAACGGGAUCCGACAUGUCAGAGUGGCGCCCCAUCACCCAUCGUCUAAUGGGAUGGCGGAGCGAGCGGUCGGCUCGCUAAAAAACUCACUGAAGGCGACUCUGGCAGCAGACGACAGCGGAGGCAUGGAACUGGCGCUCGCCCGAGUUCUGAUGGCGUACAGGGCCACACCGCAUGCCAGCACGGGACGGACCCCAGCGGAGGUGCUGUUGGGCCGCAACAUCCGCACGCGGCUGAAUCUGCUCGUUCCGACCGCCGAGGACGCGCUGCGGGACAGCGCGGAGCGACAGCAGACGGCAGCCGGCGGACGCGCCAGAGCGUUUGCGGUCGGCGCCGACGUCUGGGUUCGCUGCUACUCCGGGCCACAGAAGCUGGAGGUCGGCGUGGACCGCGGGGUCGAUGCAUGGCUGGCAUGGAAGCAGCGAUGGGACGAUUUCGUCAUGCUGACGGGCCUCGAUACUGCUACCGAGGCUUUCCAGAUGGCGAGGCUGCGGUCCUGCCUCGGUGUCAUGAAAAAACUGUGCGCCACCCCCAAUCUGACCCUCGCCUCGGCCGUCAACGUCUGCCGUGCUGAGGAAGCCGCCCAGCGUGACGCCAUCGCCAUCGUCGGCGAGGGUGUCGUCGCAGGAACCGACUUCCUGGAGACCAUCGGCGGGCACGUCAACAACCUGCUGGACUCGGCGGAGCGUCCCCGGGCCGCUGACGGACGCCCGAUCUGCACCCUGGGCAUGCUGCCAGCACGGCUGCAGCUCGCAGCGUUCCCGGCGACAGACGAUCCCGCCUCAGAAGCGAUCCUCCGUGAGUUUGCCGAUGUGUUUGAUGGUGUCAUUAAAGUGAUGUCUGGAGAAGAGUUCGAAAUUCGUCUCCGCCCAGAUGCCACCCCGCUGGCCAUCUCAGCACCCCGCCGGGUGCCGUUCGCUCUGCGAGAACCCCUACUCAAGGAGCUGCAGAAGCUGGAGGCGGACGACAUAAUCACGCCGAUGACGGAGCCCACUUCCUGGUGCGCGCCGAUCGUAGUCAGCGAAAAGAAAAACGGCGCCGGCGUGCGUCUCUGCGUGGACCUGUCGCAGCUGAAUAACUCUGUCCAGAGAGAGUUGUAUCAGUCGUCCACACCGCUUGAAUGCGUCACCUCCAUCGCGUCAGAGGAAGCACGCUUCUUCGCCGUCUUUGACGCUCUGAAGGGCUACCACCAGUGCCCGCUGAAGCCGCAGAGCCAGCCGCUAACUACAUUUAUCACCCCGUUUGGCAGAUACAUGUAA
Amphibalanus amphitrite is the source of this 4224-nucleotide messenger RNA. RefSeq lists its product as uncharacterized. Gene Ontology annotation, biological process: DNA integration. The transcript is spliced from 7 exons. Gene Ontology annotation, molecular function: nucleic acid binding; zinc ion binding. Lineage: Eukaryota; Metazoa; Arthropoda; Thecostraca; Balanomorpha; Balanidae. The record is from RefSeq and is a predicted model, not a curated record. The coding region runs from base 1 to 4224 and encodes 1407 amino acids.